Anopheles cruzii is the source of this 1041-nucleotide messenger RNA. RefSeq names its product probable chitinase 10. The record is from RefSeq and is a predicted model, not a curated record. Gene Ontology annotation, cellular component: extracellular region. Gene Ontology annotation, molecular function: chitin binding. The transcript has 6 exons. NCBI's taxonomy places the organism in Eukaryota, Metazoa, Arthropoda, Insecta, Diptera, Culicidae. The coding region runs from base 1 to 1041 and encodes 346 amino acids.
AUGGACGAGAGUGAAAGAAAGAAAGACACCGGUGCCCUCGGCGAGAUAGUUGCAGUAGGCCUCGCCGAGAGCGGUGUAACUGCAAACAACACGUCCCCGAAGUGCGCCAUCGGCUUAGCUCUCGUUGCGGGGCUUCUAAUCAAUGCAGUAUCAGCCCGAUUCAUAUCGGACAACAUAUGUUUGGCAAUGCCCAACGGUCAGAAGCUGCCGAUUACGGAAGACUGCGGCGCUUACAUCGUGUGUGAGUACAACGUGCAGAAGAUACAGCGCUGUACCGCCGGCACCCUGUUCGAUCCGGUAGCGAUGGUGUGCAAUUGGGCCACCUUCGUGAAGUGUGGACAAACGCCGUCCUUGCCGCCGUCAUUUCUGCCACCGUCCUCGCCGGCGAUCCCAACUGCCCCUACGCCGCCACCUCGAAUACCGUCGACCGUCACUCCAGCCAAUCCUACCUUCUUCCCGAACAUACCCACCGUGCCCACUGCGGCUCCAACGGCACCAGCUGCCAAUCCCGGCCAGCCUCCCUUCGUACCGACCGCUCCGACCGCGCGGCCGACAGCGUCUAGCACCAGUCGCCCAACUACCACACUUCGCACAACGAUGGCCACUCCGCCGCCUUCCAAUCUAAACCCGUACCCUUACUGCACCCCGGACGAGUUCAGUUUCAUCGCGCAUCCGUCAGCCUGCGAGAGCUAUUACAUCUGUGCCUACGGAAACCUGAUUCUGCAUAGCUGCGGUAAUGGCGUCUACUGGAACACGGCCACCAACCAGUGUGACUUCCCACAAAACACCGACUGCACCAAUCUGCCGAAUCCUGCUGCGCCUGAAACCUCGACUCCGUCCAUUGAAACAACGACGGUAUCCAGCACUCCCGAUUGUGUGGGCAGCGAGAUCUUCCAUCCGAACUACGCCGACUGCAGCAAGUAUUUCAUCUGCAUCGGUCUGCACCCGAUCCUGAUGAGCUGUCCGAGCAGUUACCUGUGGAACAGUAAAAUCUCGCAGUGUGAUCUUCCCGCAAGUACGGAGUGUGCCCGAAAGCCCUAA